AUGGCUGUGUCUAUACAAGACCGCACGGACGAGUUCCGCUCGAUCCUUGCGCAAGCACAACGGAAACAGGCGCAAUCGAAAACGGGAGCGCAGCGACAGUCUCUCUUGACGGCUCAGCAGAAAGCCGAAGCGAAUGGCACAUCGGCACAGCGCAAGCAUUCCGAGUUCCAGCGUAGUGCUCGCGAUGUUGCGCGCGGCAUCUCAGGCACCAUGGCCAAGUUAGAGCGCCUUGCUCAACUGGCACGACGCAAGACACUUUUCGACGAUCGGCCCGUCGAGAUCGAUGAAUUGACAUUCGUCAUCAAGCAAGAUAUGGCACAGCUGUCACGACAUAUACAGGAUCUCCAGGCCCUUACAAGCAAACAACAUCCGAAAGCGAAACCCGGCGCCGACCAAGAAGGCGAGCAUAACCAUCAGGUGGUUGUCAUGCUGAAAGACAAACUUCAAAAUGUGGGUGGCAGCUUCAAGGAUGUCCUCGAAGUACGGACGAAGAACAUGCAGGCGUCGCGAUCACGGACCGAACAAUUCCUUUCAACCGCGGCAUCGCACUCACAGACGGGCCUGGAUCCUAGCAGAACAGAUUCGCCACUUUACCAAACACCACAACGAGGACGAUCACCAGGCGGCUUCCGGAAUACGAACGCCGCGCAACAGGAUCUUUUGUCUCUUGAUCCGUCGGGGUCGUCGGCGCUGACACGCAGUGGCCCUCAAUCAGACGCCCAGCUCAUGCUUAUGGAGGAAGCGCAAGCGCCCAACCAGUACAUCCAGCAGCGUGGACACGCGAUAGAAUCUAUAGAAAGCACCAUAUCAGAGCUUGGAAGUAUAUUCGGCCAGCUAGCCCAGAUGGUGUCAGAACAAGGAGAGCAGAUCCAACGCAUAGAUGCAAACACUGAAGAUGUCGUCGACAACGUGGAGGGCGCACAGCGCGAGUUGAUGAAGUACUGGAACCGCGUACAGGGCAACAGAUGGCUUGUGGCCAAGAUGUUUGGCGUGCUGAUGAUAUUCUUCCUGUUGUGGGUUCUUAUUGCUGGUUAG
Molecule: messenger RNA, 1035 nt
Organism: Didymosphaeria variabile
Lineage: Eukaryota; Fungi; Ascomycota; Dothideomycetes; Pleosporales; Didymosphaeriaceae
Gene: sed5
Product: Integral membrane protein SED5
Exons: 2
Coding region: 1-1035 (344 amino acids)
Biological process (GO): vesicle fusion; endoplasmic reticulum to Golgi vesicle-mediated transport; intracellular protein transport
Cellular component (GO): Golgi membrane; SNARE complex; endomembrane system
Molecular function (GO): SNAP receptor activity; SNARE binding
Source: RefSeq, a predicted model, not a curated record